This is a messenger RNA of Pezoporus occidentalis (night parrot), 4067 nucleotides long. RefSeq names its product twinfilin actin binding protein 1 (gene TWF1). The transcript has 9 exons. Lineage: Eukaryota; Metazoa; Chordata; Aves; Psittaciformes; Psittacidae. The record is from RefSeq and is a predicted model, not a curated record. Gene Ontology annotation, molecular function: actin filament binding; actin monomer binding. Gene Ontology annotation, biological process: actin filament depolymerization; positive regulation of neuron projection development; regulation of lamellipodium assembly. Gene Ontology annotation, cellular component: actin filament; cytoplasm; myofibril. Bases 53 to 1105 code for a protein of 350 amino acids.
GGGCCGGGCGGGCUGUGAGGCGGCGGUGCUGCCCGGGGCGCGGCGGUGCGACAUGUCCCACCAGACCGGUAUCCAAGCUAGUGGAAGUGUUAAAGACACCUUUGUUGGAGCCAGAAAUGGACAAUACAGGCUUUUAAAAAUAGUCAUUGACAAUGAACAGCUUGUUGUGGGAUCCUCUAGGCAGCCAAUUGGAUCAUGGGAAAAGGAUUAUGAUUCCUUUGUCCUUCCCCUCCUUGAAGACAAGCAACCAUGUUAUAUAUUAUACAGAUUAGAUUCUCGGAAUGCUCAAGGAUAUGAAUGGAUCUUCAUUGCAUGGUCACCUGAUCACUCUCCUGUUCGUCAAAAAAUGUUGUAUGCAGCAACCCGAGCAACACUUAAGAAAGAAUUUGGAGGUGGUCACAUUAAGGAUGAAGUAUUUGGAACAGUACAGGAUGAUGUUUCACUGAAUGGAUAUAAAAAAUAUUUGAUAUCACAAUCCUCCCCUGCACCUCUGACUGCAGCAGAAGAGGAACUUCGACAAAUUAAGAUUAAUGAGGUACAGACGGACGUUGGUAUAGAUACCAAGCAUCAGACAUUGCAAGGAGUAGCAUUCCCUAUUGCUAAAGAAGCUAUUCAGGCUUUGGAGAAAUUGAAAAAUAAGAAAAUCAAUUAUGUACAACUGCAAAUUGAUAUGAAAAAUGAAACUAUUAUUUUGGCCAACACACUUCAUACUGAACUGAAGGAAUUGCCAAAAAGAAUUCCAAAGGAUGCUGCGCGUUACCACUUUUUCCUGUAUAAGCAUGCCCAUGAAGGAGACUAUUUGGAAUCCAUAGUUUUCAUCUACUCAAUGCCAGGGUAUACCUGUAGUAUACGAGAACGAAUGCUCUACUCUAGUUGCAAAAGUCCACUGUUAGAAAUUGUAGAAAGACAGUUGUGGAUGCAGAUAAUUAGAAAGAUUGAAAUAGAUAAUGGUGAUGAGUUAACUGCCGACUUCCUGUACGAAGAGGUUCAUCCAAAACAACAUGCUUACAAACAAAGUUUUGCUAAACCAAAAGGUCCUGCGGGGAAGAGGGGAAUACGAAGACUGAUUAGAGGUCCAGCAGAGACUGAAACACCUAGUGAUUAGAAACUGCUGUUUAGUAUUAAGUAUUGCAGUGAGAAAUGAAAUUCUGGCUUUGGGUAAUGAACUGAAAUCAUUCCAUUCAUAGAUGCUAGAAAACAAACAAAAAAGGCUCUUUUUACUCUUCUCUGACCUCAACACUUUUUAUAUUGUUACAUGAUUAUAUUUGACCAUGUUUCAUGACAUGCGGAAGACCUAAUUGUUCUAAAGCUAGAAGAGGAAAACUAAGCUAGUACCCCUUUAUUUUAGAUUAGAAUCCAUUAUUUAAUACCUGUGAUCAUAAAUUCUGCACACAGAAGACUAUGAAGCUCAUCUCUCCUGUGGGUCAGUUGCAGAUGUCUGUGUGGGUUCUUGUGAGUAGCCUAUGGAAACCUGUAACCCUUUCCAUGUGAGAGGAGCUGAAGGAUUAUAUAGCAUUGUCCUAUAUAAAUCUUUAUUUAUCCUUGUAGCUCUUAGUACAUUAGAAGGUUUUCUUCUGGUUUUGACAUGAUGCAUUGUUGGGUUUUGUUGUUGGUUUGGUUUUUUGGUAAUACAAAAGAUAAACUAAAAUUAGUUACCCAUCAAUUAAUAUCUGUGCUCAGGAAUAGCUGGGUAUUUUCCCACAUGAAAGCAUGGUCAUGUUAAAUUUAUAACUAAUCUCAUGGAACUGUCUUUUAAAGAAUUCUGACAUAGAACCACUAGAGCUUUUCCAGGCUUCUGUACCACUCAUAGGCCUUACAUAGUAAGUACUGAAUGACCAAGGGAAGGGUGAUUAAAAGUGCAUGAGUUAGUAUACUCAGUAGAUUGUGGAACUGCUUUCAAAGCAAUAUGCUUAAAGUUUCUAAUAAAUAAUUGAUUAUCUGUGCACUUGGGUCUAAAACUGUAUAGAAUUCAGUAAAAAUAGAAAUAACUUGCUUCAGAAUGGUGAGUUAUUCUUGAGAUCCUCAUGCAUUUGCAACAUCAACUGCAGUUUUAGCCUUCAAAGUAUACUGAAAAUUACUUUUCCUAAACGUUUGAACUUUAGUAGUAACUUAAAUCUGUAACAAAAUCCAGCUAGGUCUUGAAUAACUGCUGGCAGCACCUGCUUAGGAUUUUGUCUUUUGUUUUCUAUUUUUUUAACCCUUCCCUUCUCUAAAAUACUAAAAUCACCCAGAAUAGUCUAAACUUGAUUCAACCAUGAGUAAUGUCUUUGAUAGAAAGAGGGAAAACAGAUUAUUUUAAUAAGUGGAUUCAAGAAUUAUAUGUGGAAGUCAAGUAUUGGGUGACCUUAAAUAUUUAAAAUCAUUCAAUGAGACAAAUACUAGUGGAUAGGUUGUAUUCCCCAGUGGGGACUUGCUUUUUAGUGUCUUGCAUGUGAGCUUUGUGAGGUUUGAAUUUUUUUUUUCUAAGCUACAUGGGAGUUGCAAGUCUUGAUUUGCUGCAUAUUGUCAUAGGUGCAGGGUGUACACAUUAUAUAGCGGAAUCACGUUUGCUUGCUGGGAGAUAGAUUUGAACCUAGUUUUUUUAGGGAAAUAAUUCUUUGACACUACUAGUUCCUGGUGAAAUCUGUUUUAUCUUUAUGUAUUAUUUUAUUUGGAGAUACUAGCUUGUUAUUGAUGUCAGAGAUUGCACUAUAUAAUGUGAAGAUUGCAGUAGUUGUUGGUUUUACUGUGGUUCUUUUAUAUGCAGUAGAAAUCUGACACCUCGGUUAUUUUCAUUUAAUCUUACACAUUACAUCAAUCCACUUCAAUAGCUUUGGCUCCUCAGCUAAUCUCUUGCUCGCCCUAGGCUACCAUGUUCUUUUUCUGCCUCUUGCCUUCUCCCUCUAGGCCUUUGAAGUGUUUCUUCUGUGUGCUACCUGUCAGGCAAGUGUCAUUGUUUAAUAAACAUGGUAAUGUGCGUGCAGCUUAUUGUACGCUGUAAUUAAAUGUAUUUGUAGUUGAACUCUGAAUCUUUUCAGCACACCUAACUCAUUUUGGGGUUUGGGGUUUUUUAAGGAAAACCUUUGAGUGCAGCACUUAAAAAAUUGCUGCUCCAGGGUUUUCUGUUUGAAUUUAGUAUUCCUGCCUGUGUCAGCCAUGCCAACAGUGCACAUAUGUUUUUACACUUAUUUGAGCCAGUAAAGAAGUUCAGCUUUUUAAUACCAAAUGUUUUAAACAAUGAACAGUUUGACCUGCCAUGGUAACGUGCAUGUUGUGUUUGGGUUUUGUUUGGUUUUUUUUUUCUAGUCCUGUCCCAGACAGAUGAGGAUAGGAGGUAGAAAACUUAAUAUGGAGGAUGAUGAGAACUGGUUAAGUGAUUCUGUGAGGGCAUUUAUCAUGGGCUGCUAUAGAGUUCAGCCCCAACCAGGCACUGCAAGUUACCUUACUUGAAAUUAUUUGAUGUGGGUGUACAAGCCCCUGACCACCCUGCAGAGUCAUGUCCCGAGUGUAUUUCCCCUAAAAGAGAAUUGUAUAGAGUCUUGCACUACCAACUGCCUCUCCAGGCCUCUUGUAGCUCUUCUCCUGACAAUAAGCAAUAAGGAGCAUCCAAUCUUUUUGUAAGAUCUGUCACGUUUACAUCUGUGUAGUUGCCUCACAUAACACUACUGCUGUUAAUGAAUGUUCAGAGCCAGCACAAAAUGAGGGCAUUAAUGGAAGUUAUUCCUUUAACUGUCUCUUGUCAUGAAAUAAUUGAAAAUGUCCAUUCAAACUGUUGUUGGCCUUCAUAACGCCCAAAAGCAAUGCAGCUGCUUGCAGUUAACUCACAAGCUAUUAAAUAGUUAAUUAACAUGACAGGUAAUUAUUGUUUGAAAAAUUUAUGUGGCAAAGUAGGGAGAACUUGAUCUUUUAAAACACUCCUGUCAGAGGUUUGCAAAACUAAUCAAGGCAAUAAUUGCUCCAUUACUUGGAUAAACGCAUUGAUCUACAGUGUCUGUGUAUUCAAUGAAGACCACCUUCAGAUGCUAAAAUUAACUAAGUUUACCUUAUCUAUUUUGUAAUUUACUUUAUAAAUAAAGAUUGAUGCUUUA